CAUCGUGAUGAUGAAGAACCGCAGAUCCAUCACCGUGGAUCAGCACGUGGGGAACAUCUUCAUGUUCAGUAAAGUGGCCAAUGCGAUCCUCUUCUUCCGGCUGGAUGUGCGGAUGGGGCUGCUCUACCUGACGCUGUGCAUAGUGUUCCUGAUGACCUGCAAGCCGCCCCUGUACCUGGGACCAGAGUAUAUCAAGUACUUCAGCGAUAAAACCAUCGAUGAGGAGUUGGAGCGGGACAGGCGGGUGACCUGGAUCAUAGAGUUCUUUGCCAACUGGUCCAACGAGUGCCAGUCCUUUGCGCCCAUCUACGCCGACUUGUCUCUCAAGUACAAAGUGAGCACCUCGCCCCUCACCAAGCAGCUGCCCACCCUGAUCCUCUUCCAGGGCGGGAAGGAGGUGAUGCGCCGGCCACAGAUCGACAAGAAGGGCCGGGCCGUCUCCUGGACUUUCUCUGAGGAGAACGUGAUCCGGGAAUUCAGCCUGAAUGAGCUGUACCAGAAGGCCAAGAAGCUGAUGAAGCAGCGAGACGAGGGGCCUGAGGAGCCGCUGGAGCAGCAGGAUCCCCUGGUGGCCAACGCGGAGCUCCCCAACGGCGAGAGCAAGAAGGACAAAUAGACCUACCUCGCUCCCUGUAGCUGCCCCCUCCACCCUCCCCCGUCAGCUGUGCUGUGGGGCCCAGCACAGCCCGUCUCAAAGACUGAGGAGAGCUGCAUGAGGGAGUCGCCCCUCCCCUAGGGGUCAGGGACUGCUGGGCAUCGUCUUAUUUAUUCCUGGUCCUCUCUGGCCAGUGUGGUGAUGCUCUGACCUGCCCCUGCAGGAGCAGAAGGGCCAAUAGACCUCGAGAAGUGGAUGCAAGCUGCUGAUUGGCCCCCCCCCGCCUCCCUGCCAACCCAUAAGCAGGGACUGGGGGGGUAAAAUUCUCCUAGGGCUUUGGAGCAGCUGGGUAUGAAGGUGCGGCCCCUCCAAGUUGAGUGGAACCAGUGGGGGUGGGGGGCAUGUGUUGAUUUGGCCUGAGCCAGAUUGGAGGGUUGGGGGAAAGGAGGGGUAUUGCUGAUGGACCCAACCACUUCUGGCUAGAAGUUUCCUGGCUGGAAGGUGAGGGAAGGGGCUGCUAGGGGCUCCCCUCGCCAUACCUGGGCAAUUCUCUGUGGUGCCCAUAUGUGUGGGCUGUGAGUCAGGUCCCUGUUGGGCCUGUCCUCCCCCAGGCCUUGCAGGGGGUGGGAGCGGAAGGCCUGACCUGUUGGCAGACCUAGCUCCUGGAGAGCCGGCCUAUGCAGAGGGCUGGAGGGCAUGUGCUGCUCUGGGGGCAGGGGCAGAGCAGCUGAACAAUGGAACACGCUCCUGCCAGCCAGAGGAUGCUGGGGACUGAACUCUGCUGCUCUGGAGGACUCCUAGGCAAGCACCUGCUUUCUGCCCCUUCCCCACUGAAGAGCCAAGCCACUACUAGGACUGCCCCUUCCUGUUGGUGCCAAAAGGCCGCUUGGGGGACAAGGAGGGCAGGUGGUGGCAGGCUGAGGGCAGGGCCUGAGCGCCCUGUGAGCUGGAGGGAGGGGCUGGCUCCAUUUUGUGGCUGCCGUUGCCUGGGGCACCAGCUCUCCUGAAUCAGAACACAGGGCUCUUCAGAAUGGGAUGCAGUAGCCCCUGUAGGGCCAGGCUAGAGUGUAGGGCAAACGCUCCCUCUGUGUGUUAAUCAUCACUUCCCUCGCAAGGCAUGUCUGUAAUAAAACAAGCUACGGAUGAACCCUC
Messenger RNA from Pelodiscus sinensis (Chinese soft-shelled turtle), 1747 nucleotides. NCBI's taxonomy places the organism in Eukaryota, Metazoa, Chordata, Testudines, Trionychidae. The record is from RefSeq and is a predicted model, not a curated record.